Porites lobata is the source of this 5788-nucleotide messenger RNA. Lineage: Eukaryota; Metazoa; Cnidaria; Anthozoa; Scleractinia; Poritidae. The record is from the annotation of a GenBank genome assembly.
AUGGCCGCCUUCAACAAGCAAAAAGAGUCCUGUCUUUCUCAAGUAGAUCUCAGCAAAAAAGGGAGCAUAGAUGACCAAAUAAUUGAUUUAGUGCAGUACAUAAAUGCUCAAGAAAACUUUUUUACUACCAGUUCUUGCUCAGGAAGGAUAUCUGUUUUCUCCGAGGUUAGUGAAAUAAAGGAAUAUUUUUGGUCCCUUUAGCCUUUAGCCUCGGGUAAAGACAGAGUGUAUUAUGAAGUAAAUCUGGUCACGUCACUCUUGUCCCUCUGUAGAUUUCCAUAUGACAAGGGAAAGGAUAUAUAUGGUUGGCAGUAAAUCACGGACCAUUGUUCUUGAUUGUUCUUCGUACCUUCAGCGGUAUCCAGUUUAACUCGUUCAAGAGGUUGAUAACUGUUCCUGGUUCCUGCAUUACAGUUUUCAAUGAAGCAUGCAGCUCUUCUUUGUACUCCCUCUAUUUGUUUGACAUAUUUUUUAAGUGCGGGUCCCAAACUGAACUGGCAUAUUCCACAGGAGGCCACACCAGGGCUUUGUAGGCUGCUUCUUUCACUCCCUUGGGGCAUAUUUGCUUGCCAGUGAGUUCUUGUUAUGGUUGUUAUACUUUGUAUUAAAAACAGGUACAGCACACAGUAUUUACCUUCAUCAGCUAGCAGUUGCAUUUUUUCUUUACUUCUAUCACCAAAUCUAUUUGCAGACAAUGCAUUUAUAUUUUUAACAUUAUAGCUAACACUUAACACCUCAACUUAAGCAGUAGUUAUUACGUUAAUUUUAUUUCCAGGAAAAGCCUCCAGUUUAUUAUAACUAUUUGUUAUUUCAGCUUGCAGAUCAGAGAAAAAGGCAUUGUGAGUGGUUGUAUGUUACCCACAGUACUGCUCAUGAGGAUGAAUUAGUAAGUAAAUAACAUAACAAAACAAAGUUGUCCAAGCUCUUGAAAACAGGAUCUGAAAGUAUAUGAUGCAAGGCUGUCAACCCCCAUGUCUUCAAAUAUUGAGAAUUGAUAGGGAACUAAGAGAAGGGAUAACAGAUCACAUCUUAAUGCACAGAACAUGACAUCAUUUGUGCAAAAAAUGCUAGUAGAUUCCAAUCACCACAAAUUUGCGAUGGCACAGAAUGCUUGAAAAAGGUGUUGUUAGCAUAGUAACAUUUGACCUAAUUGGCUUACUUCCCACCAAUCAAGUUACAAUGGCAUACUGGAAUUUAUGAGGAAACGUUCGAUGUUAACGUUAAAAUAGCUCAAACAAUGCAAAAUAGUUGAAAUUUUUAAUAUCGUUGGAAAGUCGAGUCUUCUGAAAUGAAGAAAUGGCAAACUUCGGCGAUUAUCUAGGAGAUUUCAUCCUCUAAUCUGGAGACUGGGAAAUACGUCCAAAAUCUGGAGUCUCGCACAUUAUCCGGGAGACUCAAAAUUAAUUUCUGGUUUAAAUUUCAGGUUUAAAUAUGUUAACCCAGGUUGGUGCCUUUUGUCUCAUAGCCCAAAUGCAUGAAUAAUAUAAUAAUAGAGCUAGGAGACAAAUGGACCCAGUUUAAAAAAUUUUUCCAUAAAUUUAACUUUGACCUUAAAUAACGUGACUUGUGCACCACUAGUCUAGUUGUGCAUCUUGUUGGUGGUUCCCAGAUAGCCAGUGAUUCCAAGGCAUAUUUUUUAUUGGCUCACCAUUUAUUGUUUCUUAAUACUGUUUGUAGCUGAAUUCCUUACAGCACUGUCAAGGAAGUGCAGUUUUCAAGUUUGAACCAUUUGUUUUGCAUGUGCAGUGUAAAGACCUUGAGAGUGGUCAGCAAAUGGUGAGUAGACAGGGAUUUUAAGAUAAACUAAGGUGGCUACUAGGAUUCCUUUUUUUACAGUAGUCCAAACCAGCUAGAGGCCAUGAAGACUAGAAAUCUAGAUCCUUUGAAUGUAAGGCUUUGAGCAUUCUCAGCCACAAAUAGAGACUUGGUGCUUGUGAUGAUUUUAAUUUUUUUAAUGAAUUCCGAGAUGAUGACAUUAUUAAUUCAAAACAGCUGUUGCUGGCCAUUUUGCCACAAAACCACAAAAAUGUAGGCCUUUGCCAAAUGUUACUUUGGUUAUUCCUAUGUAAAGCAUUUUAUCUGGGCUGUCCAAAUGAUGGAGAAUGGAGUUUAAAUCAAGAAUAACAGUAGUUUUGUUGUAGUUGUACAGUUGCUUCCUCCAUUUAUAAAUAGUUUGUUAAAAAUUAUUAUUAUUAGUUAUAAAUCUCAGAAAGGAUAAAUCAUAGUAGGGAGGCCCUUGAGGUCAGUGUCAUGACUGGCGUUUUGCAAUAUAUACCAUUAAAUUAUAAUAACAUUUCACAAGAAACAGGAAUUUAGGAUUUAAUUACUCAGAUAUGGAAAAGAUCAAAACAAAAUAUGCUAUUAAAAAGGGAACUUGCAGAGUGCUGUUGUGUGAGUUACCUGUAAAAAAAAUCAAAUUGCAUCAUUUUACAUGGAUUUUUUUAUAAUUUUUAUUUCUAUAAUUUAAUUUCAUUUUUUAUAUGAAUAAAUAAAUUAAAUUAUUUAUUUAUAUUUCAUUUAGCUCAAAGCUGCCCUUGUAUCUGGUUUUAAAAAUUCUGGAAUUGUUAUCGGAAGGAAGGCUAAUGUCAUAUUGGUGAGUUUAAGAACUAUUUAAAGCCAAAAAUUCUUGAGGUCCAUCACUGGCAAGCAAUUUUGUUCUUUACAAUCAAUUGACAACAGACUCAGAUUUUCAGAUAAAACAACUUGUAAUUUAACUGGUCAUUACACGUAAGGGAAGCCAUUAGAUGAAAUUUAUUUUUCAUUUCCCCCCUCUCAUCAUGUAAAAGGCUGUUGUGAUUGUUUUGAGCAUGUGUUAUCUUUGGGUCCCAGGCAGAGGAAAAUCUCAAACUUUCAAGCCCUUAAGUUAGACUACAAAAAGGUAAAAGUAUGUUGGUUACGUCAAGUUAAAAAAAAGUUAAAACAUAUUUUUUGUAGGCUGUAAGGAGUACUCAAAGCUUGGAAGUUCCACUUGUUCAUGAUGGAGAACUUUUAGUCCCUGAAAAGGUAACUAAAUUAACAUUACCCUGCCCAAAUUCCUUCCCAAAAUAAUAUUGUCUUUCCAGAAUUAAAAAGACUGGACGGUUAAGAUGGAAUCCAUCAGGAAAUUAAAUAAUCUUAAUUUUCAGGGGACAAAAGCCUUGUACCAGAAUAUUUUAAAUAAUAUUGCAUUCCUUUUUUAAGAUUUAUACCCUGUUGAGGACAACACCCUCAAUUUUAAUACCUUGCUUAGGAUAAAGGACAAAAUGCACACCGUCUUGUUUUAAGGUCAUUUAUUGGCAAUUGCAAUAAUGGAGCAAGUUCACGUUAUAGUUAUUGCGUCUGUAUACUUAGAGUACAAAGCAACUCAAAAUGUAAUUAAUUGUGCAGGCAAUACCCCGUUUAUAAUUAGGACAGACUCGCAUGAAUUAUUAUUAUAUACCCUGUUUGGGACAGAGAGUACAAAACCCAUACCCUGUUCAAUGACACAUCCCUGUAUAUGGUAUAGGCCUUAUAAGCGAUAACAGUCUUUUGAGAGGCAGGGGCACACCACCACCUAGAAAAUGCAGCUAUGGAAACCUUCUACUGAGGGGGACAUACACAGGAAAAAAUAACGGAUUCCCAUUUUUGGAUAUUUAAGGGUAUUUAAAGAAUACCCAUAAAAAUCCCAAAUUUGGCAAAGUGAGACAAGUCCCAACCAGGGAAUUCCCAACUAAGUUCCCUGAUUGGGACUUGUCUCACUCUUCCAAAUUUGGGAUUUUUGUGGGUAUUCUUUAAAUACCCUAAAAUAUCCAAAAAUGGGAAUUGGUUAUUUUUUCCUGUGAUAUAGUGAUUUUACUUCCAUGCUCUGCUUUGUGUUGAAAAUAAUGUCAAGUUUCUUAGAGUGAUAACUAUAUUUUAUGAAAAUUUUCCCAUCUUAGUAUGUUAAGUUCCUGGUGAAUAUUGCCAACAAGAAGCUUGAAGAGAAUCAGAUGAGAAAAGAUAGGUAUGUGUAUUUUUGCAUGGAAAAACCAAAAAUAAAUGAACACUGCCUAGUGAACCAAAGACUGUACUUGUUGACUUUCUUCACUUUCAAACUAUAAUAAUAAGUUGCAUGUGACUGUUGCUGUGUGUGUGGAACCAUCAGAGAGGUGAACUGACAUCCUUCAAGUUACAUUUUUAUGGAAGCUCAUGCACCCCACACCCUUCUUUCCUGUUGAUUAUUGAGAAAAUUUCCUUAGAUGCAGUGGUAUAUUUUCAAAGCACAUUUUUCUGGAAAACUAAUGUGCUCCUGCUUUUUAAGUUCAACCAACAGGCCAUAUUGUCAAUGGCUUGCACUUAUACAGAAAUAUUUAAUAACUUGUUUUUCAGGUUUUUCAGAAAUCUUUGCAACAUAUUGCAUGAAUGUGAUAGCAGUGCUACUCCUGAAAAUCCAGGUACAAAUGAAGGGGUAGCAGUAAUAUUGUACCAUCAAAGUCAUGGUUUUGGAAAAUAUUUUUGCAAGCUCUACAUCUCAAAGCAUUAUUUGUGAUGGGUCUCAAAUGCCAUUUUUUUUUUUUGCCUGUUUCUUUCUGCCUCUGGGUCUCAACCGUUUACCAUAAUGUUUUUUUUUUAUUUCAAAACUGGCAUUUCGUUAUCUUUGGCCAGUCUCAGAUUUUUUAUCCCUAAAUAAUUAGCCUGUGAGCAGGCUCACUUUUGCGAGCUUGGGGAAAAGUUUUGGCAGUGGACUCACAAAUGGGCUGACGAAAAGGCUCAUUUUUCCUUGCUGGGUGGCUCCGCUACCAAAAUAAUUUUCCCCAAAUUGCACAAAUGAGCUUGCAUGCAGGCUACUUGUUUGAGUCUUAUUAUUAAUUUUAAUAAUAAGACUCAAACAAUAAUGUUACACUUGCUUUACAAGAUCCUAAAUGCAACAAAAGUCAGAGAACAAGGAAACAAAAUCAGAAACCUGUUUUUAGUAAACCUAUGCCCAACAUUUCACAGGAACCAGUUUGCUUGCAAAAAGAGACUGUUUCACCAUAAUUGAAUAAUAAUAAUAAUAAUAAUAAUAAUAAUAAUUAAAAAUAGAUAAUUUAUUAAUAUAAAUAAAACCGUUACUAGACAUAAUUAUAAAUUAAUAUAUUUCUUAAAAAUUAAGCUUAACAAUUUCACGUGCUCACUAAAGGUUCUAACAAAUUUGAUUGCCUGAUUACGGAGAUGCCCUUUAUAAGAAAACUCAAACCAUCCCUAAACGUGCGGGCGGACUCGAUUCGCGCAAAGGUAUUCACUUGGAGAACUUGUGAUCCUUUGUUAUUAUGUUAAUUCGUAGAGACUAUAGAAAUCAAAUCUUCGCAUUAUUUAUUCAUUUUGCCUUGAGAAUGGUGUCAUGAUGAUACCAAAACGUCGGCUUUUAAUGUUAAUAUUCGCUUGCUUAUGUAAUAUGAAAUAAAUGUAUUUUAUUAAUGUUAAAUUCCCUUUUUUCUUUUCUUCAGGCAGAAAACAGAAAAGAAAAGCUGCCAGACAAGACAAAGAAGUGGUACUUGCUGCCACCAACGGCACAUCUCAACAAAUAUCUUUUGACUCUUCUGAACUGUGUAAUGAUGAGGAUGUAAUGGACUGCUUGGUCUCUUUUUAUGGCGAUGUACCAUAACAAAAGCAUUGCACAGAGUUGCAACUAUUAACUACUCAUAAAGAAGCACUGCCGCUGGAUGAGUGCCCACACUGGACAGACAGCUGUUGUCUACAGACAGUCAGGAGAAUAAUGUUUAGCUGAUCGUGGUGAAAUCAAUCCCAGAUUGGAAAGCACGAACAUCGGUGAAUUUGGUUUACAGGACUACAGUGUAUCCCUUUAAGACAG